AUGAGAGUGCUAUCAUCUCCACUAUAUUCUUUUCUUUCUUUCUUUCUUUCUUUCUUUUUCUUUCUUUCUUUCUUUCUUUCUUUCGUUAACCAUAUGAGAGUGCUAUCAUCUCCACUUCUUUCUUUCUUUCUUUUCUUUCUUUCUUUCUUUCUUUUUCUUUCUUUCUUUCUUUCUUUCGUUAAACAUAUGAGAGUGCUAUCAUCCACUAUAUUCUUUCUUUCUUUUCUUUUCUUUAUUUUCUUUCUUUUUUCUUUCUUUCUUUCUUUCGUUAACCAUAUGAGAGUACUAUCAUCUCCUAUAUUCUUUCUUUCUUUCUUUCUUUCUUUCUUUCUUUCUUUCUUUCUUUCUUUCGUUAACCAUAUGAGAGUGCUAUCAUCUCCACUAUAUUCUUUCUUUCUUUCUUUCUUUCUUUCUUUCUUUCUUUCUUUCUUUCUUUCUUUCUUUCUUUCUUUCGUUAACCAUAUGAGAGUGCUAUCAUCUCCACUAUAUUCUUUCUUUCUUUCUUUCUUUCUUUCUUUCUUUCUUUCUUUCUUUCUUUCUUUUCAGUGCUAUCAUCUCCACUAUAUUCUUUCUUUCUUUCUUUCUUUCUUUCUUUCUUUCUUUCUUUCUUUCUUUCAGUGCUAUCAUCUCCACUAUAUUCUUUCUUUCUUUCUUUCUUUCUUUCUUUCUUUUCUUUCUUUUCUUUCUUUCUUUCUUUUCGUUAACCAUGUGAGAGUACUAUCAUCUCCCACUAUUCUUUCUUUCUUUCUUUUCUUUCUUUUCUUUCUUUUCUUUUCUUUCUUUCUUUCUGCUAUCAUCUCCACUAUUUUCUUUUUCUUUGUUUCUUUUCUUUCUUUCUUUCUUUCUUUCUUUCUUUCUUUCGUUAACCAUAUGAGAGUGCUAUCAUCUCCCUAUAUUCUUCUUUCUUUCUUUCUUUCUUUCUUUCUUUCUUUCUUUUUUCUUUCUUUUCUUUCUUUUUUUUAUGCUUAUCAUCUCCACUAUAUUCUUUCUUUCUUUCUUUCUUUCUUUCUUUCUUUUCUUUCUUUCUUUCUUUCUUUCUUUUUCGUUAAACAUAUGAGAGUGCUAUCAUCUCCACUAUAUUCUUUUCUUUUCUUUCUUUCUUUCUUUCUUUUUUCUUUCUUUCUUUCUUUCUUUCUUUUCGUUAACCAUGUGAGAGUGCUAUCAUCUCACUAUAUUCUUUCUUUCUUUUUUUCUUUCUUUCUUUCUUUCUUUUCUUUUCUUUCUUUCUUUCUUUCUUUUUUCUUUCUUUCUUUCGUUAACUUUGUUAAACAUAAGAGUGCUAUCAUCUCCACUAUAUUCUUUUCUUUCUUUUUUCUUUUUCUUUCUUUCUUUCUUAACAACUUUCUUUCUUUCUUUCUUUAA
Messenger RNA from Acanthosepion pharaonis, 1362 nucleotides. NCBI's taxonomy places the organism in Eukaryota, Metazoa, Mollusca, Cephalopoda, Sepiida, Sepiidae. The record is from the annotation of a GenBank genome assembly.